This is a messenger RNA of Vitis riparia (riverbank grape), 2086 nucleotides long. Its product is annotated as putative kinase-like protein TMKL1. The record is from RefSeq and is a predicted model, not a curated record. The coding region runs from base 333 to 1397 and encodes 354 amino acids. Gene Ontology annotation, biological process: protein phosphorylation. The transcript is spliced from 2 exons. Lineage: Eukaryota; Viridiplantae; Streptophyta; Magnoliopsida; Vitales; Vitaceae. Gene Ontology annotation, molecular function: ATP binding; protein kinase activity.
ACUAGAUUUUCCUCCCUGCAGACGCCUCUCUCUUUCUCUUAAUCCAAGUUCUUCUUUUGUUGAAAACUUCAAAGCAUCUUUUCUCCGAGGACUCUCCAAAAAAAUCUUGGCUUCACACCUCACAAAGUCCAUUCCAUCCGCAUUUUCUUUUUCUUUGAAUUCACAUGCAGUUUCAACCAAGAAAUCAUUUUCAAAGGAAUUGGAAUUCAACCUUCCAUUGAAUCCCAGUGGGUGUUGUUCUCAUCUUCUAGCCACUUUUGGUCUGAUCCCACCAUACCAGAUCAUUAAAGCCUCUCCAAUUACACUAAAAGGAAAAACCAGGGAAUUCCCAUAUGAUGGAAGAUGACAAGAAGCUCAAGCUAAUUCUAACACUGUGCUCGGCAGCAUUUCUAGCGACCGUGUUGUGUUUCAUCUACUUGUGUUGUAGACAAAGAAGGCAGAAUGAAGAUGAUGAGAAAGCAAGCUUGGGGUUGAAGGAAAGUGAUGAAGAAAAUAAAGAAAAUUUGGUAACUUUUGAAGGUGGCCAAGAUCUUACUAUCUAUGAUAUAUUGGACGCGCCUGGUGAAGUGAUUGGGAAGUCAAAUUACGGAACUUUGUACAAGGCUAGUUUCACGGGAAGGAGGGCGGGGUCACUGAGGCUGCUUCGGUUUCUGAGGCCUGCUUGCAGCGGAAGAAUGGAGGAAGUUGUUGGUGUGAUUCAUAUGCUGGGGUGUAUAAGGCAUAAUCGCUUGGUUCCACUUGAAGCGUUUUACGCAGGGCCUAAGGGUGAGAAGCUUCUUGUUCAUCCAUUUUACGGAUAUGGGAAUCUGGCGCGCUUCAUCAGAGAUGGAAAUGGAGAGUCUCACAAAUGGGCAGUCAUCUAUAGAAUAUCUGUUGGUAUUGCUCAAGGAUUGGAUCAUCUCCACACAGGAUUGCAGAAGCCUGUAAUCCAUGGCAAUCUCAAGUCCAAGAACAUACUUCUGGAUCAAAACUACCAACCUUACAUCUCGGAUUUUGGGCAACACCUCCUCUUGAAUCCAAGUGCAGGACAAGAAAUGCUUGAAAGUUGUGGAGCUCAGGGAUACAGGGCUCCUGAGCUCAUCAAAAUGAAGGAUGUAUGCCAAGAGACUGAUAUCUACAGCCUUGGGGUAAUAUUACUUGAAUUACUUACAGGGAGGGAACCCAUCAAUGAGAACCCAUCAGCUGAUGAGGAUUUUUACUUGCCUAACUCAAUCAGAAAUGCAGUCCUUGACCAUAGGAUAAAAGAUGUGUUCAAUCCACUCAUUCUUCUCAGCCCUGUAUCUGAAGAAUGCGUUCUCAAAUUGUUUCAGCUUGCCAUGGCUUGUUGUUCUCCCUCACCAACUCUUAGACCCAACAUCAAGCAAAUUCUCAGGAAGAUGGAAGAAAUUGGAAAAUAAGAGCUUUCGACUUCUUUUUUCUUUUCCUUUUUUGUAGACAACGCAACAUGGUAUUGGUGGUAAUUCUCAUCCUUGGUUAAUCUAGUUGUGGCAACUGGCAACAGUGGAGGUUGUGGUGAUGACAUUGACUUUGAUGCCCACAAUUUUGACAAAGGGACUGUGGAAUCGGUGACAGGGACAUUUAGAGGGAAAGCCUUGUCUGAAGCCAACAAGAUCGAAGUCUUCUAGCCAUCAUCCACUAAGGGUUAUAUCAGCGUAUUGGUUAUUGGGCUUGUUGGAUCUUACAGUUUAUUUAUUGCCAAAAGUGUGGUCAACAAAGGGGAUUCUGGAUUGGAGAUGGUCCCAUCAUUGAUGCUGUUGUGGAUAGUUUAAUCAGGGUUUAGUUUAGAAACAAUAGUUGAAGCAUGGUCCCAUUAACAACUCUCUGUGAUUUACUUUCAGUGCUUGGCUCCAAACAUUGCAGAAACGGCAUGGGAAUCAAGUUUUGUUUGGAAUUUACAGUGAAAGUGAACUUUUGUUUUUCCCUAUUGGCGGGUGGCUUGUGUCAUUUCCCAUGGGAGAAAGCAACACGCCCCCCCACCCCACCAAGUCUUUGUGGAUGAGGUUUCAGUUUUGUCCCCAUUAAUUGUAUAUUCAAGUUCAGCCACAUAGAUUCAAGAAAUGUUAUACUGCUCCGAUUCUCCCCCUCA